AUGGCGACUGGCAGGGCGAUAGAAUUCGCGUCGAUUGUUUUAAAAGAAUUGCAGCUACCGGAGGAAGCUUUGGAAGUAUUCGGAGACCAGUUUGGAGUGAAGCGCCUCAUCGAAGUUUCCCGGGACGAAAUUUUUUCGCUCUUUGCCGAGUCCUCCCCCGGUGAGGAAAACAAAUUGCUGUGGAAUGUGGAAGAAAUCUUCCGCCGGAUAGCGGAGUGGCGACAAAAACAGGGAUACGAGUUGCUUUUUUUUGCAACGGUGGACGUCGAAAGCUUGUCACCGGAAAUUCAGCGGUCUAUUGUACAACCUGAUGACAAAUCACAGGAACAGAAAGCGUUCUACAAUCAAAGGCAGGAAUCUUUAUCCUAUAAACAGGCAUCUACAAGCGAUGAACAACAGGUAGUCUUCAAACCAAGUUGUUUCGUGAAAGAUUCGGGCAAGAUUUCUCAUUUUGCUCUAACACAAGUUCUUAAUUAUUUCAUUUAUGAAAAACAAUUUUUUUCAUUGAACGAGCUAAAUCUACAAAAACAUCAAUUUUCAAAGGUUGCAUUAGAUAAAUCCCUUCCCAGAAUGCCCGCUAUAGGUGAAGUAACUCACCCUUCAAGAAAAGGAAAUCGGUUUCGAUAAGAGCAACAGCAAGUGAAACUAAAUCAUUUAUGCAUUUCUUUAACUUAAUGGUUGGGGCAUUUGUUCCGCAACAAGACCCUGUGUGGGAAUUCGUGAAAGUUAUUACUAAGUUGUCAGAUAAAGUCCUAAGUUCAUCCUA
Uranotaenia lowii is the source of this 766-nucleotide messenger RNA. RefSeq lists its product as uncharacterized. The record is from RefSeq and is a predicted model, not a curated record. NCBI's taxonomy places the organism in Eukaryota, Metazoa, Arthropoda, Insecta, Diptera, Culicidae. The coding region runs from base 1 to 627 and encodes 208 amino acids. The transcript has 3 exons.